This is a messenger RNA of Biomphalaria glabrata, 1386 nucleotides long. Its product is annotated as serpin B3-like. The transcript is spliced from 3 exons. Gene Ontology annotation, molecular function: serine-type endopeptidase inhibitor activity. The coding region runs from base 67 to 1329 and encodes 420 amino acids. Lineage: Eukaryota; Metazoa; Mollusca; Gastropoda; Planorbidae. The record is from RefSeq and is a predicted model, not a curated record.
UUGCUUAAUUAAAUCAAUAAAGCCAAUGUUGACUAUUUGCUUUGGCGAUUUUGGAUAACAUUAUAAAUGGAAAUAAAGCAAACGAUGGGGGGAAAAUCUACAAUAUUACAGAUAUUCUUUAUUCAACUUGUGAUUAUGACGAUUAAGAGUAGCGUUUCUUUAAAGUUAAGCAAUGACGUCGAUGUUCAAGAAUUGUCUAGUGCCGUGAGUCUAUUUUCUCAAGACAUGUACUGGAAUUUAGCCAACAAAUCAGACAAUGUACUUUUCAGUCCACUGGGAAUCCAUGCCGCACUAUCCAUGACGUAUCUAGGGGCCAGAAAUGAAACAAGGGAUGUUAUGGAGAAGGCAUUAGAGAUAAUUGAUAUACCUGAUCCCCAUUCAGCUUAUAAUGACUUACUUCAAGAUCUUAAAGACGUCAUUGAUGUGAAAAUACUUCUAUCCAAUGGUUUGUGGGUUAAUCCAGCAUCCUCAUUACUUCAGCAGUAUAAGAAAAACGUUUUGACGUUGUAUGAGGCUACUAUAGAAGAUAUUGACUUCAGUUUUCCAGAAGGACCUGAAGCUUCAAUCAACAAGUGGCUAUGGUACAAAACAGGAAUAAAUACGUCCUCAAUGUUCACAAAUGGAUAUAUUCACAGAAAUACCUCUCUAAUACUCAUCAAUACAUUUAUCUUCAUUGCCAAAUGGCAAUAUCCAUUUCCAAAGGAAAUGACUAAAAAAAGAAUGUUCACAAAGUUGAAUGGAAUUCCUGUUGCAACGGAGUUCAUGUCUUACAGCUCAAUCUACGCUUUGAAGCUAAACGCCGUCAAAAAUGUCGAUGUCAUAAGAGUACCAUUUGAAUACGAAGGCUUUGGAUUGUACAUUGCUCUACCCAGAUCUUCUAAAGGACUCCACGAGCUCGAAAGCAUCAUUACUAAUGAAAAUUUUGACGUUCAUGACCUGUUUGCUAAUUUAAGAAUGACCAGCGUCCAUUUGUCGAUGCCAAAGUUUAACUUGACCGCCACGCUAAAUUUCAACUUGGCACUCUCAAGUCUAGGAAUGUCUGAAGCAUUUACCAACACUUCUAAUUUUUCCGGAAUGUCUAAUACUCGUCUUCGCUUAUCCGAUGUUGUCCAAAAAACGACUGUCCAGUUUUCAGAGUCAUAUAUGACAACUCCUUCUUUUUUUAAUACUAAUAUUAGCAUUCCUGUUAACAACUCAUCAGCCCUUGGCGAUGUUAAUUUUAUAGCCAACCACUCAUUCUUGUAUUUCCUUCGUGAUGAUAUCAAUGACUUGAUUUUACUGCAAGGGAAAUACUCUGAUCCUGAAAUUCAAGAGAUAAUUGUGAAGUGAAGUAAAAUGUUUUCAUUAUUUACAAUUGAAACAUUAAAGAUAUUUUUGUAACAAAUA